AAAGCCCUAAGUUCCUCGCAACAGUCUCUCCAUCGACAACCCCCUCUCGCCGCAAGACACUGACCAAGGGAACUGCUUUCUUCUCCGGCGACGAGAUCCCCAGAAGGCAUCACAAAUCAAUAGCCCGAUUUUUUUUCUUUCUUCGGCAGCAAGUACCCCUCAGUCAGCUCUGCAAGUAAGCAAACUCUCGUAGGGCCAUCACUUUAUAUUAUUAAGCUGGUGGUAGAGUGAGAAAAGGAGGGAAGAGAUGAAUGCUUUCAAGGCUUUCAAAGCCUGUGUUCCAAUUGCAUGGAGUCCUCACCUCUAUAUAACCCUGGUUAGAGGUAUUCCAGGCACUAGGAGGCUUCACAGACGCACCUUGGAGGCCCUGCGCCUCCGCAAGUGCAACCGAACUGUCAUGCGCUGGAACACACCUACUGUUAGGGGAAUGCUCCAACAGGUAAAGAGAUUGGUCGUGAUUGAAACAGAAGAGAUGUACAAGGCUCGGAAGCAAAAGGAUGCAACCCACAGGGCUCUACGCGCUCCUUUGGUUGUGAAUCAUCUUCCGCCUCCUGCAAAUGAUUCUUCACAGUAAACCAUUUGAGAUAUUUUUUAAGGCCGUGUGAUGUUCUGAACUGGAUUUUGGUGGUAGGGAUACAUGUCGGUCAAGACACUAGAACUACAAUAAGAUGUGAUCCAAAUUCUCCCUGUAGUUGAGCAUAGUAAAACUUGACUGAACAGGCUAGUGUUUUCCAUGAUGUCGCAACUCAACUUGAUGGUCAUGGAACAUGUGGUUGUAAGCCUAUUUAAUUGCUUCUUAGAAAGAGAUUGCACAGUUUUUUGGGAUAUGUUUCGUACUUCCAUGAUGAUCUGCUGAUGGGAUUUGUCUUUAUUCUGUUC
This is a messenger RNA of Nelumbo nucifera (sacred lotus), 879 nucleotides long. Its product is annotated as ribosomal protein L30 family protein. The record is from RefSeq and is a predicted model, not a curated record. Gene Ontology annotation, molecular function: structural constituent of ribosome. Lineage: Eukaryota; Viridiplantae; Streptophyta; Magnoliopsida; Proteales; Nelumbonaceae. Gene Ontology annotation, biological process: translation. Gene Ontology annotation, cellular component: large ribosomal subunit; mitochondrion.